Vicia villosa (hairy vetch) is the source of this 1218-nucleotide messenger RNA. RefSeq names its product protein neprosin-like. The record is from RefSeq and is a predicted model, not a curated record. The coding region runs from base 5 to 1171 and encodes 388 amino acids. Lineage: Eukaryota; Viridiplantae; Streptophyta; Magnoliopsida; Fabales; Fabaceae. The transcript is spliced from 7 exons.
GAGAAUGUCAAAAAUGAUUAACAUAUUGAUGUUGGCUCUGUGUUUGGUGACCAUGAGUACUUGCCACAAAGAUCAUGAUAUCCAGAGUGGGUUGAGAAAAGAAGAUUUAGAAUUGGAGAGACAACUAAACAUUCUUAACAAGCCUCCUUUAAAGAGUAUUCAUACAAAGUCAGGAUACAUAGUUGAUUGUGUUGACAUUAACAAACAACCAGCUUUUGAUCAUCCUUUAUUAAAAAAUCAUAAAUUACAGAAAAAACCUGUUUUUGAAAGCAAUAUUACUGAAACAAGAGUUCAAAAUUCAUCAAUCAAGCCUACACUCAUACUUGAGAAAUUUAGUUGUCCUAAAGGAACUGUUCCUAUUCGGAGGACAACCAAAAAUGAUUUAAUUCAACAAAAAAAGUUAUUCAAUGCUCAUAAUCUAACUCAAAAUGGUGGCAUAAAUCAUUUUUCUCGCGUGUAUAUGACAAAACUGCUUUCUCCUUACUAUGGGGUUAUUGGAACUACUAGUGUUUGGAAUCCAAAAGUUUAUAAAGGUCAAACAAGUUCAGGUAACUUAUAUGUCCAAAGGGGAGAAGGAGACAAUAUAAACAAAAUCACAGUUGGAUGGCAUGUGUCUCCAGAAUUUUAUAAUGACGAUCAAACUCAUUUAUAUUCGUUCUGGGCGUCAGGAAAGAAUGGAUGCUUUAAUAUGUUUUGCAAAGGUUUCGUUCAAGUUGACAGAUCACAUACCUUUGGUGCACCUAUCACUAAAACAUCUACCUACGACGGAGAGAUGGUGAACCUACCACUUAGAAUUUCUCAGGAUAAUAAAGGCAAUUGGUGGAUAAAAGUGAUUGACAAGGAUAUUGGAUAUUUUCCUGCUGCUUUAUUCUCAUCAUUGGACGGUGCUGAAGAAAUAGGAUGGGGAGGAUAUACAGUAACUCCUACGGGUACUGAUAGUCCUGCAAUGGGUUCUGGCCAUAUACCAGAUACUCACCCUCUUCAUGCAGCUUAUUUUAUAUUUGUUCAACAAGUGAAUAUAGUUGGAAAUGGUUAUGAUCCUGAAACAUAUGCAGUAGAAACUUACAAUGAUGCUCCUAAUUGCUAUGGAGCUACAAACUAUGCACAUAAUGGAAAACUUUAUGGGUAUUCUCUUCAAUUUGGAGGACCAGGUGGUAAUUGUAGAACUUAAUUAUGAUGAAUACCUUUUAAUUAUAUAUAAUAAAGAUUUUUAAUGAU